Trichoderma asperellum CBS 433.97 is the source of this 630-nucleotide messenger RNA. RefSeq lists its product as uncharacterized. The record is from RefSeq and is a predicted model, not a curated record. Gene Ontology annotation, molecular function: carbon-sulfur lyase activity. Lineage: Eukaryota; Fungi; Ascomycota; Sordariomycetes; Hypocreales; Hypocreaceae.
AUGAGCGACUCGACACCAACACGCCGCCCCUUCCACGGCUCGUGCCUCUGCGGCUCCGUCAAGUACAUCGUCUUCCUGACUCUCCCCCACAAGCCGCCCAUCGACACGCCGCUUCCCACCGACUCGGCCCGCGCCCACCAGGAGUUCUACCGCUGCAACUGCGUGCCCUGCCACAAGGCCGGUCACUUUCACUUGCGCACCGUCUGGGCUCCCGAGGACUUCAUGCUGCUCUCCCCGCUGGAUCCCCUGGCCGAGCUCGGCGACUACACCUGCAACUCGGGCGCCAUCCACUGGCUCUUCUGCAAGACGUGCGCCGGGAGAUGCUUCCUCUUUACGGGCAAGGGCGAGACGGCCGAGGUGGAUCUGGACGAGGUGGGCGUCAAGGACAGGGACGGGGGCAGGAUGGGCAAGAGGACCGUCUGGCGGCCCAGGGCCGAGGGCUGGAGCGAGCAGAGGGGAAUGGGGUGCUAUCUCAGCGUGAAUGGAUAUACCGUCGAUGCGGCGCAGGAGGGGUUUGAGCUGGGCGAAUUCACGGCGAACCAAUGGGUUGCGUAUGUGGACUGCCUCGAGCUCCAUGGUCCGGAGCGGGAGCCGCGGUAUGACAAGCCUUAUGAGGGCGGCGCGUUCUGA